This is a messenger RNA of Camellia sinensis, 1432 nucleotides long. Its product is annotated as cysteine protease RD19A. NCBI's taxonomy places the organism in Eukaryota, Viridiplantae, Streptophyta, Magnoliopsida, Ericales, Theaceae. Gene Ontology annotation, biological process: proteolysis. The record is from RefSeq and is a predicted model, not a curated record. Gene Ontology annotation, molecular function: cysteine-type peptidase activity.
CAAAUAUCUCUCUCUAUACACUACCUCUUCACCUCGCCUCGCCUCACCUCACCUCACCUCAUAAUUGCAAUCUUAAUUUUUUUAUUACGAGUAGACCGCCUCUCUCUCUUCCUCCUCUCUCUCCUCCUCCUACCAUACCUAUCUUUAGCUGAGGCAGCCUCCACCGUUGACUCCGAUGAGUCCGCAUCCUCCGACGAUCUCCUGAUCCGUCAAGUCGUAUCGGACGGCGACGAUCAUCUCCUCAACGCCGAUCACCACUUCUCUCUCUUCAAGACCAAGUACGGCAAGUCCUAUGCUACGCAGGAGGAGCACGAUUACAGGCUUGGGGUCUUCAAGUCUAACCUCCGCCGAGCCAAGCGCCACCAGAUUCUCGACCCCUCCGCCGUGCACGGCGUCACAAAGUUCUCCGACCUUACUCCGGCGGAGUUCCGGCAUAAAUUUCUAGGUCUGAAGCGGCCUCUCAAGCUCCCGUCCGACGCUCAGAAAGCCCCAAUCCUCCCCACUAACAAUCUCCCUACCGAUUUCGAUUGGCGUGAUCACGGUGCCGUCACUGCCGUGAAAGAUCAAGGAUCGUGUGGGUCGUGCUGGUCUUUUAGCGCAACUGGAGCGUUGGAAGGAGCUCAUUUUCUUGCUUCUGGAGAGCUUGUGAGCCUCAGUGAACAACAGCUUGUGGAUUGUGACCAUGAGUGCGAUCCAGAGGAUCGUCGUUCAUGCGAUUCAGGGUGCAAUGGUGGACUGAUGACCACGGCCUUUGAGUACACACUCAAGGUUGGCGGACUUGAAAGAGAGUCAGACUAUCCUUACACUGGGAAAGAUCGUGGCACCUGCAAAUUUGACAAGAGCAAGAUUGCUGCAUCGGUUUCUAACUUCAGUGUUGUUUCCGUUGAUGAAGACCAAGUAGCUGCGAAUCUUGUCAAGAACGGCCCCCUUGCGGUGGGAAUCAAUGCAGUUUAUAUGCAGACUUACAUAGGGGGAGUUUCAUGCCCGUACAUAUGCGGAAAGCAUUUGGAUCACGGAGUGCUUUUGGUAGGGUAUGGAUCUGCUGGUUAUGCCACCAUCCGGUUCAAGGAGAAGCCUUACUGGAUCAUAAAGAAUUCAUGGGGAGGAAAUUGGGGAGAAAACGGUUAUUACCAUCUCUGCAGAGGUCCCAAGGCUCAUAACCUAUGUGGUGUCGAUUCCAUGGUCUCAACUGUUGCUGCUGUCCAUAUCACUAAGUAGAUUCUGGUUUAGGUUUCUGUAUUAUUGAAGUCCUAUUUUAGUUUGUUGAACUUGGCUUAUAUGUAACUAUGCAAUGACGGUAUCGCAAACCAACCAUUCUGAUUGAUGCCUGUUAGUUUUCAAAGGCACGUAUGAACAUGACUGGAUUGGAUAUGUAAUAUACUCCUAAUGGCUUUUAUUAUGGUAAUUCCAAGUUCAUUUCGUGAUUGUUGUC